AAUAAAGGGAUUUCCCUUACCGUGAUUCGGCACUUCCAGGAUGGAGCGCUCUGGUGGCCCGCUCGCUUCACGCGAGCUUUUUAGCCGUUUGCGAAUCUAAAAAGAGCACGACAGGCAUAUGGCGACGAUAUAAAAAUAUUUCAGGGGAGGUCAAACACUCCAGCAUGAUCACCAUGGCAACAGAAUACCGCAGUAAACACCCUAUCUCGAGUCACUUGGAGAGGGAGUCACUGUUUGUCAAUAAAUAUGAUCAGUCUGAAGGAAGCGUUUCGUUUGGUUGUUUGUCAUGUAAAUUUUAGUGGUGGGACAAUCUGUAGUUUCCAUACCGUCCUCUGAGUCACAUAGUCCAUGGACAGCAAAGGAGGUCAGCUCGCCACUGAUAAAAAGGGGAUGGAUGUGUUACGAACAAAAUCAAAAAAUAUAUAAAUAAGGACCAAAAUGGGGAGCAGUUCUCAAGUGGACGACAGCAUAACCAAAAAAUAUGACAUCAAGAGGAGGAUCGGUAAAGGGGCUUACGGCAUCGUAUGGAAAGCCGUGGACAGGUCGACGAAUCGGCCCGUGGCCGUCAAGAAGAUUUUCGACGCCUUCUGCAACUCCACCGACGCGCAGAGAACUUUCCGAGAAAUUAUGUUUUUGCAAGAGUUCCGGAAUCACCCGAACGUGGUCAAGCUGCUUAACAUCCACCGUGCUAGCAACGACAAGGACAUUUACCUCGUAUUCGAGUUCAUGGAAACCGACCUGCACAAGGUCAUCAAGCGAAAGCACAUCCUGCAGGACCUCCACAAGCGCUUCAUCAUGUACCAGCUUCUCAGAGCCACCUACUACAUCCACUCGGGCAACGUGAUCCACCGCGACCAGAAGCCGUCCAACAUUCUCCUGGACAGCUACUGCCGGUGCAAGGUCGCCGACUUCGGCCUGGCCCGCUCCCUGGCCAGCGACAAGGGGCCGGGCGGGACGGGCCCGGACGGCACCACGGACCCCGCCCUCACGGACUACGUGGCCACCCGCUGGUACCGCGCGCCCGAGAUCCUCGUCGCGUCCAAGCAGUACACGAAAGGCAUCGACAUGUGGAGCCUCGGCUGCAUCCUGGCCGAGAUGCUGCUGGGCAAGCCGCUGUUCCCCGGGACGUCCACCAUCAACCAGGUGGAGAAGAUCAUGGCCACCAUCGACCCGCCCACGCCCGCCGACCUCGCCUGCGUGUGCCCGGGCUACGGCAGCUCCCUGUUCACGCACCCCAACGUGGCGAGUCAGGUGAGCCAGUCCUGCGGCCAGCCCAGCCCCACCCCGAGCGGAGGCAGCGAGGGUUGCGGCGAGGCCAAGGGGCAAGCCAUGGCGUCCCAGGGUGGCGGCGACGGCGACCCCGCGGCCACGCAGCACACCAAGGCCAGGAAGCAGCACCACGGCAGCGUCGCCAAGGACAUCAAGGACUACAAGGGCGGCGCCGGUAGCGGCAGCAGUGGCAGUGGCGGAAGCGCCCCCCUCAGCACGCCGCCGCUGCGGAAGCCGUGA
Thrips palmi is the source of this 1509-nucleotide messenger RNA. RefSeq names its product mitogen-activated protein kinase 15-like. The coding region runs from base 439 to 1509 and encodes 356 amino acids. The transcript has 6 exons. Gene Ontology annotation, molecular function: MAP kinase activity; ATP binding. NCBI's taxonomy places the organism in Eukaryota, Metazoa, Arthropoda, Insecta, Thysanoptera, Thripidae. Gene Ontology annotation, cellular component: cytoplasm; nucleus. The record is from RefSeq and is a predicted model, not a curated record. Gene Ontology annotation, biological process: intracellular signal transduction; protein phosphorylation.